GUUCUUUCGGUGGUUCCGGCUCUUUCGGUGGUUCUUUCGGUGGCUCGGGCUCUUUUGGUGGUUCAGGUUCUUUCGGUGGCUCGGGCUCUUUUGGUGGUUCGGGUUCUUUCGGUUCGGGUUCUUUUGGUUCGGGCUCUUUUGGUUCAGGCUCUUUCGGUGGUUCGGGUUCUUUUGGUGGUUCAGGUUCUUUCGGUGGUUCCGGCUCUUUCGGUGGUUCUUUCGGUGGCUCGGGCUCUUUUGGUUCAGGCUCUUUCGGUUCGGGUUCUUUUGGUUCGGGCUCUUUCGGUUCAGGUUCUUUUGGUUCGGGCUCUUUCGGUUCGGGUUCUUUUGGUUCAGGCUCUUUCGGUUGAGGCUCAGGAUCUUUUGGUUCUUGUCGUUUUCGAAGAAUGCUGA
This is a messenger RNA of Funneliformis caledonium, 393 nucleotides long. The record is from the annotation of a GenBank genome assembly. Lineage: Eukaryota; Fungi; Glomeromycota; Glomeromycetes; Glomerales; Glomeraceae.